AUGAUUAUAUCAAAUCCAACAACAAGCUGCAUUCUCAUGCUGUUUGCCAUUCUCGCUAGACUUAUCAGCGCAUACGACGGUAAUGGGCCACCAUGCGAAACAGACGAGUGCUUCGUCGACAUCAAGUCGGAUGAUGCGUUAUGCUGGAUGGAUGACGACAACCAAAACAUUCAUUACCUCAGUCCCCUGUAUGGCGGCAUCCACCAUAUCCCGAACGCGUGUAGGCAAUCGAAUAUAUUCGGCGGCGAUGGGUACCUUGUUGCAUAUCCCUCGAUAGGCGGCCUUGUGAUGCUCCGAAACCCGUUGGCCGUAGACCUUCAAUAUCUCGGUCUACCACACACGCACGAUACCGCGCGGUCGCCGGAUGAAGACGACAGCCUUGCCACUCGCAUGGUCCAACUUGGCGCGCAGUGGUGGCCGGAUUGGAAUCUAUACUUUAGGCAUUCGCACAACGUUGAGUCCGGGACUUUCUACGAUUAUCAUUUCCCCUCAAAGGUAUACGUUGCCUUUCCUACGACUGGUGGUGCCUGGGUGGCCAAUUUCACUCAAGAUGAUUACGGGUAUCAGUUUAGUGACUUGGCCUGCCAGCCUUGGCUUUCCCAUGCACCAAGAUUGUGGCAGAUCAGAUUGCGAUACUCGUUAAGCAUGGAUGACAAGGCCGAGAUAAUGAAGGAACUUGGCGCGACGUUUUACGCCUCUGUCGAUCAGAUUCCUGGCCUCGCAAAGACUGUCCAUGAGGCUGUCAGCUUGUUUGAGCCGUUCAAAGAGCGACUGAAAAACAUGGAUGAUCCUGCCUAUAGCGCUCACUUUUGUACAUGGAGCGAGGAACAGGACAAGAGCACAUCAAAUGAGAAAUUGGAGAAGCCAAGAUGGGGAAUAUGGUCGCUUUUCAAUGGAUUGCCUUGA
Messenger RNA from Pestalotiopsis fici W106-1, 906 nucleotides. RefSeq lists its product as uncharacterized. NCBI's taxonomy places the organism in Eukaryota, Fungi, Ascomycota, Sordariomycetes, Amphisphaeriales, Sporocadaceae. The transcript has a single exon. The coding region runs from base 1 to 906 and encodes 301 amino acids. The record is from RefSeq and is a predicted model, not a curated record.